UACAGGGUCCUGUAAUGAACCGCUGGGAAUGGAAUCCGGAGCAAUUCCGGAUGACGCCAUCAGCGCAAGCUCAUCCUAUGUACCAAACGUUGGACCAAGGAAUGGCAGAUUGCGGGUUGAGAAAGCUGGGGGUGGUUGGUGUCCAAAACAGCAGGUGGAAAGAGGGAUUAGAGAGUACAUCCAAGUAGACCUUGGGUCGGUUCACGUGGUAACCGGGGUCCAAACGCAGGGUCGUUACGAUAGGGGUCGAGGUCAGGAGUACGCGGAAGAGUACACGGUGGAGUACUGGAGGCCGGAGUUUGGAGAUCAGUGGAAAGAGUACAAACGUUGGGAUGGAAAACAGAUUCUUCGUGGUAACAGUGAUACGGCAUCGGUAGAAAGUCACAAAUUGAUGCCUCCCGUAUUCGCAAGUCGUGUAAGAGUUCUCCCUUACAGCGUUCACCGUAGAACGGUUUGUCUACGUCUUGAACUCUUAGGCUGCUUCUAUGAAGGUGGAGUUGUAUCCUACGAUGCUCCAGAGGGUUCAGAGCCGACAUUGGGUCUCUGGGAUGGUUCAUACGAUGGAGAGAAAUCCCAGGGCGAGUUACAGAACGGUUUGGGACGUCUAGUGGACGGAGAAACCGGAGCGGAUAACUUCCGUUUAGAUAUCGGAUACGGAAAGGGUAACGGAUGGCUCGGUUGGAAGAAUGACUCGUUCGCGGACGGCUACGUCGAGCUACUGUUUCGAUUCGACGAGGUCCGAAACUUCACGGCGGUCCACUUGUUCACGAACAACUUGUACAGCAGGAACGUGCAGGUUUUUUCCAAGGCGAAAGUUAUGUUCAGCGUUGGUGGUAAAUUUUACAACGGCCACACGUUGUCAUAUACGUACACACCGGACCGUGUUCUCGAUCAUGCAAGAAACGUCUCGAUUAACCUUCACCAUCGGAUCGGACGCCAUGUAAAACUUCGACUAUAUUUUGCCGAUCGAUGGAUUAUGCUUAGCGAAGUCGUUUUUGAAUCAGUGCCUGUGGCUUUCAACGUCAGCGAAGAAGAGACAUUGGAGUCCGAAGAGACCGAGCUGGUGAUGAGCUCCGAUGGCGACAGCUUUAUAGAGUCCUUCGAAACAAUUUCAGCAAGAAAAGAUAGUGAAAGUUACGUAGAAGUAAUUAUCGGAGUUUUAACAGCGAUAAUGCUUCUUCUUCUCAUAGUCUUUGUUAUCAUCCUCUUAAUCAGUCGCCGCCACAAACUUCAAGGUUCGCCGACUCUCCUUCGGAACCCUUUCGGAGUAACGAUAAACAUGAAGGUAAAUCCAAAAGACCUACUAAUGAACCUGUCUUCGGGUAACAAUCCGGCGCCAACCAGUAGCCAUCCGACGCCGGUAAGCGCCGAAGCACCAAGUGAUCCAUCUUCGGUAUCCUUCGAACAGUAUCGAUCACCUCUAGUGAACUCAUAUUUCACGCCUAAUUACGCGACUUUGAGGGUGACGACCAAUGCAACGCCUACGACACCUCCUGAAGAACCGGAACACGACGAUCAACCGCCAGAAGUUCCUCCACUACCUACAUCACCAUCUUUACUUCAUAGCCCAAUAAACGUUUCGUCUCCAUUGCAUUAUAGAAGUUUGCAGAGUACACCAUCGAUUAGUCCAAAAUCAAAGAUUGUUAAUCUUGGAAAUUAUUUUCCUAGAGUUUCAACGGAUCCACCAAAUAGGAAACGUUAUCACACUGCACCUAGAGAAAAACAAAGGAUGCCACCACCGGUCGUCUGUUGGAACAUCGCUCCCAGCAUGGCGCAUAGCUACAGUUGCAGAGAGGCUGAACUGAUCCCAGUUCCACGAUAUUCCCUGAGAUUAGUUGAAAAAUUAGGAACGUGUCACGCUGGAGAUAUUAGUUUAUACGAAACGGAAGGUUUAGAGGAUAUAAUUCCUGAUAUUGGACGUUUGGUGAUGGUGAGGUCACCAAACCCCGAGAGAGCGAAGAACGAUGCCGCAACGGGCUCGAUGGAGUCCCUUCGGGAGGUACGGUUCUUGGCCAGUCUAUCCGACCCAAACGUUUGCGCCGUCCUCGGGGUUUGCACAGCCGAACAACCCCCGUGGACCAUUAUCGAAUAUGGCGAUAUGGGCGACUUGUCGCAGUAUUUGCAGUUUCUAGCUAACAGAAAUUCUGCUGGACGAUCGUCGACAGAAUUACCCCUAAGUAUCGAAACUUUGGUAUUUAUGGCGACCCAAAUAGCAUCAGCAAUGAAAUACCUUGAAUCGAAGAACGUCGUUCACAAAGACCUGGCCGCUAGAAACUGUCUUGUUGGUCGAGGGUAUAUCGUCAAAGUUACCGAUAUAGCUAUGGGUAAACCGUUAUACAGAAAGGACUAUGCAGAAAUUGGUGGAAGACCACCAGCCCCAAUCCGGUGGCUCCCAUGGGAGAGUAUUUUAUUGGACCGGUACACUUGCUCCAGCAGCGUUUGGGCCUUCGCAGUCACGGUUUGGGAGAUUUUCAGCUUUGCGUGCGAACGACCUUUUCAUAAUUUAACCAACGAGAAGGUUAUACAGAAUGCGGAACACAUGUACUAUGGAGGCGAAUUACAGGUCCUCCUCAAUAAACCAACGGUAUGUUCACCCGAAAUUUACGACCUUCUCUGUCAGUGUUGGAAAAGAGAUGACACUUCAAGGCCUACCUUCAAACAAAUAUACAUGUUUUUAAAACAUACAAGCAAAGAUUAUUCACCUUCAGAUUGAUCAACGUUGGUGUAUCAUAUUAAAACUAAAUCCACAUCAGUUCGUAGUGUAAAUAUCGUGAAGUAAAACCAGUUUUUAAUAGAUGUGUUUUUGGUACAAUCACCAACUCUUUAAUUUUAGAAAGAAAAUAAUCGUAAAGACGUAGUGUAUUUUCUAAGUGCUUCCAUAAGGUCCGCUAAUUAAGGUGCCAUCUUGUACAUUUCCUUCUAUGUUAGGUUAGUUAAUUUAAAAAGUUGGAUACUUUGCAUAUAAAUUGUUCAUAUUAAUAUGUAUAGUUUUAGAUAUCAGUAGUUUUAAUAACAUUAAUAAUUGAGGGUUUAAGGUGUACAUAAAGACUGUUAGAGUAAGAAUUAGAUGUAAAUAAUUAAAAUUAACUUGUAUCGCGUGUACAUUUAGCUCAAAUUCAAUGAGCAAUAAUUUAGUAAUUUUAAAUAGAAAUAUUCCAUUUUGUUAUUAUCGAAUGAACUUUUUAACUUUAAGAGUGAUGAUUCAGAAAGAUUUAAUACAUCAAAAUAUGAACUUUGUUUUUUAAAUUCACAUUUAUCAUAUAUACACAAACUCAUUAAACAUCAAAUAAACAAAAAUAAGAUACUCAA
This is a messenger RNA of Onthophagus taurus, 3309 nucleotides long. NCBI's taxonomy places the organism in Eukaryota, Metazoa, Arthropoda, Insecta, Coleoptera, Scarabaeidae. The record is from RefSeq and is a predicted model, not a curated record.